GGAAGUGACGGCCCACCGACGGUUUGUGAAGCAUAUUUUGGAUUGUCAGUUGCCAGUUACUUCACGAUAUUUCCUUUAAAUCUCAACUUUCAUCAUGUCUUCGGAUUUUGAAGCAUACGAACAGGAUUUUGGCACUCUAACAGCCGAGGUAACCAACAAAAUUGGAAGAAUUCCCAAACUCGGUGGAGAGGAGAAGACGCAGCUGGUUCUAAAUGUUGACAAACAGCUUGAAGAAGUCAGAGAGCUGCUGGAGCAGAUGGACCUGGAGGUGCGGGAGAUUCCCAUUCAGAGCAGAGGCAUGUACAACAACAGGCUGAAGAGCUACCGGCAGGAGGUGGAAAAGCUGGAGAAAGACUUUAAAAGGUCACGUAUCGCCUACAGUGACGAGGUGCGGAACGAACUCCUGGGGGAUGAUGGGAGCUCCUCGGAGAGCCAGUUGAUAAAGUUACGUGAAGAGAGAGCGCAUCUGUUGGACAACACAGAGAAGCUGGAAAGGUCAUCCCGGAGACUGGAAGCCGGGUACCAGAUCGCCGUAGAAACAGAGCAAGUCGGGCAGGAAAUCCUCAGCAACCUGCACAGUGACCGGGAGAAGAUCCAGAGGGCCAGAGAGCGGCUGAGAGAGACUGACGCCAACUUGGGGAAGAGUUCCAGGAUUCUGACAGGAAUGCUGAGAAGGAUCAUCCAGAACCGCAUCCUCCUCUUCGCCCUGGGAGCCUUCAUCCUCCUCACCAUCGUUCUGGCCUUGUACUUCAACCUCCGCGGCCACUGAGCCCCUGCCUCGCCACACCCGGAUCCAUAGCGACAGAAAGCGUUUCGUCAGGAGUAAUUAGGACAAAUCGGACACAUGAAUCAUCUCUCAGGCCCUGACAGGCGAGGUCCUCGGCCGCCGAGCCUCCCCCUGACUCAGGUGCAAACCAAGCAGGAUCUCUGCCGGCCCUCUUUGUCCCUGAUCCGCUCACUGUCACUCAUGUCUCUUUGCAUGGAAGCUCCAUUUCCCUCGGAACAGAACCAAUCACUGUGGCUCUCUCAAGGCAGGGGGCGG
Molecule: messenger RNA, 1042 nt
Organism: Megalops cyprinoides (Indo-Pacific tarpon)
Lineage: Eukaryota; Metazoa; Chordata; Actinopteri; Elopiformes; Megalopidae
Gene: vti1a
Product: vesicle transport through interaction with t-SNAREs 1A
Exons: 9
Coding region: 95-769 (224 amino acids)
Biological process (GO): vesicle fusion with Golgi apparatus; intracellular protein transport; Golgi to vacuole transport
Cellular component (GO): SNARE complex; late endosome membrane; ER to Golgi transport vesicle membrane
Molecular function (GO): SNARE binding; SNAP receptor activity
Source: RefSeq, a predicted model, not a curated record